AUGUCCCAACCACGACCCCCUCCCACAUCAUCAGGCAACCCAUCCGCCCCUCCCCAAAAAGAACCCUCCUCCUCCCACGCCACUGGCCUCCGCUACCCCUCCAACGGUAAAACCAUCUACCACCGCCACCUCUCCCGCAGCCGAACCGCCGAGCUCUCCCAAGCCUCCUUCGCCUACCUCUUCUCCGAAAUGGUCACCUACGCCCAAAGGCGAGUAACCGGGAUCCAAGACCUCGAGAAACGCCUCAACACCCAAGGCCACCCUCUAGGCCUAAAACUCCUCGACCUCCUCCUCAUCCGCGAACCCCCCCGCUCCCAAUCCCGCCCCCUCAACAUCAUCACCCUCCUCCACUUCAUCAAGAUCAACCUCUGGCAACACCUCUUUGGCCGGCAAGCCGACCGCCUCGAAAAAUCCUCCGAUCCCGACGCGCCAGACGAGUACAUGAUUAUUGACAACGAACCCCUCGUCAACGCUUACAUCUCUGUCCCAAAGGAAAUGUCACAGCUCAACUGCGCGGCGUUUGUGGCCGGCAUCAUCGAGGGGGUGUGUGACGGGGCGGUUUUUCCUGCGAGGGUCACGGCCCAUAGCGUGGGGAGUAAGGAGGAGGGGGAGAUGUGGCCGGGGAAGACGGUGUUUUUGGUCAAGUUCCAGCCCGAGGUGUUGGAGCGGGAGGCGUUGAUUGGUGGGAAGGGUUAG
Messenger RNA from Podospora anserina S mat+, 696 nucleotides. RefSeq lists its product as uncharacterized. The coding region runs from base 1 to 696 and encodes 231 amino acids. Lineage: Eukaryota; Fungi; Ascomycota; Sordariomycetes; Sordariales; Podosporaceae. Gene Ontology annotation, cellular component: TRAPPIII protein complex; TRAPPI protein complex; TRAPPII protein complex. The record is from RefSeq and is a predicted model, not a curated record. The transcript is spliced from 2 exons. Gene Ontology annotation, biological process: endoplasmic reticulum to Golgi vesicle-mediated transport.